Molecule: messenger RNA, 1809 nt
Organism: Leptosia nina
Lineage: Eukaryota; Metazoa; Arthropoda; Insecta; Lepidoptera; Pieridae
Source: the annotation of a GenBank genome assembly
AUGGAAGUCAAAGAAGCAGUUUCUAAAGAAAAUACCGGUGAACCAGUAAAAACAAAUAAUGCGGAAGACAAACCACCGCCAAUACAUGAACAUCCAAAAAAGUCUAAAAAAGGCGACCGGUUGAACCAGGAUGACAAAAACCUAGAGCAGUUCAUGAAAUCCCUAAAUACCUUGCCAAAUUCUGAAGAUAAGUUGUCAUUUGUAUGCAAAAAAUAUGUACAGGCAGCAGAUGAAAACAAAAAGAUGCAAUUUUUUAUAAAGCAAUCAGAAAAGCGAUACACACUGCUUGUAAAGGAAAAAGACCAACUGCAGCAUGAAUACAAUAAGACUAUAUUGGUCAAAUCUAAACUGGAAAAUCUCUGUCGGGAGUUACAAAAGCACAAUAAAGCUAUUAAAGAAGAAUCCCUUAUUAAAAUUCGUGAAGAGGAAGAACGCCGUAAAGAGACACAGGCUAAAUUCCAAAACACACUGUCAGAGAUUAAUGCAUUGUUGCAACAAAACAAUGAGAAGAAUGCCAAACUUAGAGAUGAUAAUAUUAGUAUGACGGAGAAGUUUAAGAGUGUUGUACAGCAAUAUCAGCUUAGAGAACAACAGGUAGACAAAAUGGCCAAACAAAUGUCUUUAGAGUCACAACUAUCAGAUGCAAAGCUUCAAAAGGCAGCAUUAGAACAUCAAGCUGAAAAAGAACGGCUCUUAGCGGAAGCUGAACAGAUGAAAGUCACCCUUGCUCAGUAUAGAGCCAAAAUAAUGGAGCUACAGGGUACAGAGACAGCUCUUAAGGGCCAACUCUCAGUGUAUACUGAUAAAUAUGAUGAAUUCCAGAAUGCUCUGGUCAAGAGUAAUCAAGUUUUUGGAGGUUUCAAAGAGCAGAUGGAAAAGAUGUCAAAGAAAAUUCAAAAGCUAGAAAAGGAGUCUCUCUCUUGGAAAAAGCGUUGGGAAACCUCUCAAACAGCACUGCUGGACAUGUGCGGAGAGAGGCAGGCCAGCGAAGAAAGAGCAGCGGCAGCUAACCGGCAUCUACACCAUAUGCAGGGUCUUUGCAGAACCUUACAAGCUGAACGCACAGUGCUGUUCAACACUCUUAAGGAGCACAACAUAGAACGGCCUCCGAUGCCUGCUCCGACUCCCGCGCCUCCCGCUCCACCACCCAUACAGACAGCUAGUGAUGCUAAGGUGGACGCGAUGGCAGCUAACUGCGCCCAACUAAGACAAAGCCUCGCGCAUUUACAAUCGCAAUUAAAUACAAUAUCAAACAAACAAGAAAAAGAAGAAUCUCCCAAACCAGAAACAAAGAAAAAAUCCAAAUCCAAAAAGAAAGAUAAGGCCCAAAAAGCAGCAGAAAAUGUGGUAAUCACUAAUGAAAAUACAGAAAAACUAGAAGCCAAUGCAAAUAUAGAGAAAACGGAAAAUUCUGAAACAAAUAAAGCCAAAAUAAAUGAAAUUGAAGAAAUCCACAAUCAAAAACCAGAAUCGACAACUGAAAGUCCGGAUGAAAAAAUUGACAACAAAACUAUGGAAAAUCUUAUACAGGCGAUAAAUAUGGCGAAUAUUAAUUUGUGCGACUUAGAAGUUGUAAAUGAUGAUAACAAAACAGUAAUCCAACCGAAUGCAGUAGAUGGCAAUACUGACACAAAUAUAAUAGACGUAAAUAGCGUCACAAACGGCGAAGUAACAGACAGUGGGGAUAAUAAAAUUGAAAAUACUAAUUCUAUAAAUGUAUCUGCGCAGGACAAGGAAAUGAAGGAGAACCAAAUCAACACUAGUGAAAAAGAAAUAGAAAAUUCUGGUGAAAUAAUUGAAGGAAAAUGA